CUCCGUCCAGGCAGGCAUCCAACCACAUUCAAAUCUCCCCCUCCGCUCGCCAUCAUCUCCAUUCUCCUCUCCUCGUGAUUAUCCAUCCCCCCAAAUCCCUGCCCCCAACCAGCCUCCGAUCCAUCCGGCCCGAAUCGCCGCCGGGUUCUCCGCGCGGGGCGGGCGAUGGCGGGCGCGGGCGCGACGGAGGUGGAGAGGGCGCACGACCUCUACCGGGGCGGCCGCCACCGGGAGGCGCUGGAGCUCUACUCCGCGGCGCUGGCGGCGGCGCGGGGCCCGGUCCAGCGCAUCGCGCUCCACAGCAACCGCGCCGCAUGCUACCUGAAGCUCCACGACUUCCACAAGGCAGCAGAAGAGUGUACAUCUGUCCUUGAGUUGGAUAGGGAGCAUGCUGGAGCUUUGAUGUUACGUGCCCAGACUCUGGUUACUCUGAAAGAUUAUCAGUCAGCUCUGUUUGAUGUCAACAGGCUCAUUGAGAUAAAUCCAUCGUCUGAAGUAUAUCGGAACCUGCAGGCACGAUUGAAGACACAGCUAUCACUGGCCCCAAUUCCUGAGUGUGAAGAGGAGUCCAUGUAUCUUGAAGAAGAAAAGGAAGAACUUCCUCCAAAAGGACAUCAGAAGAUUGAGACUUCUAUCACUAAGCCUGACCAACCUGAAACUGAACUGGUUCUCGAGAACAAACCUCCAAAUGGACAUGUUCUCGAAAGAAAAUCUACAACUGAACCUCAGAAGGUUAAUGCUGCUCCCAUUCUGCUGUCAAAACCCCAGGGCUGGGAGGCCAUCCCAAAACCAAAGGGCCAUUCAGGUCUUGAUUACUCAAAGUGGGACAGUGUUGAAGAUGAUUCGAGUGAAGAUGAGGAUGAUGAUGAAGAAGAAGAGUUACCGCACUAUAAGUUUAAAGUCAGAACUGUUGGUGUGCGGUCCGUAAAGUGAACAAGAUUAGCAAUGUCCAAACUAUGGUCUGUGUAUAGUCUGACAGGAUGCCUACUGACCAGGGUGCCACUUAUCCAUCUUCAGUUGAAUUAUUUUGGAUGAACAACUAUACAUAUUGGUAGAUAUUUUGCUUCAGAACCAGGUGGCCCAAUCUCGAAAAUAAGCUCAGAUUCAAUGAUUUGUCCAAUACUCAAAUGCUGCCUGACAAUAAUUCUCAAGUCCAAGCAGAGCAAUUAUUUGUUUUUCGAAGCAAUGGAGAUGGAUAUGAUGGCAGGGUCCAUGAUGUACAAAGAUCCAAGCUAACACUACAGUAGCCCAGCGCAGUUUAGGAUCAUAGUCUCGUCUUGGCGAACCUGUGUACCUAGCGUCCUCUGGUUUUUGUUUGGACUAUAAUAUGAAACCGUCUUUGGCUACAUAAACUCCCUUUUCUGCAAGUUAAAUAUAUGAGGCAUGUGGUGUCAUGCGAAAUGUUUUCUUUUUU
Panicum virgatum (switchgrass) is the source of this 1414-nucleotide messenger RNA. Its product is annotated as mitochondrial import receptor subunit TOM34-like. Gene Ontology annotation, molecular function: protein binding. NCBI's taxonomy places the organism in Eukaryota, Viridiplantae, Streptophyta, Magnoliopsida, Poales, Poaceae. The transcript has 4 exons. The coding region runs from base 166 to 933 and encodes 255 amino acids. The record is from RefSeq and is a predicted model, not a curated record.